GCCCAACCAAAACGACCAAACUAUAAAGAAAGAGUUCACUCUCACUCAUCACUUGUGUUAGAGGAGAACAGAAGGAGAGAAGAUAACAGAGGCAGAAGAGAAGUGAAGAGAUGUCAUCCACCGAAACACAGCACCAAACAUACUGGUGCCACGAAUGCGACAUGAGCCUCCACCUCCUCUCCACCACUGCUGAUCCCCUUCUUUGCCCUCACUGCCUCCGUGACCGUCUUGAACUCAUGGAUGACCCCACCCCCACUACUCCUACCGGAACCACCGACACCAACUCUUUCUUCCUCGAUAGCCCCUCCUUCCGCCGCUUCUUUCUCCCACUUUUCAACGACAUCAACCAUUCCGACGAUGAUACAAGUGGAACUCUCUCCCCCUCCAUAGACUCCAUCCUUCCCACCAUCAAAAUCACAUCUUUCCAUCUGAAGGGAAGGGAGGACGACGACCCAGUGCUUCUCUGCGCGGUAUGCAAGGACCAGUUUGUCAUCGACAUCGAUGCAAAGCUCCUCCCUUGCAAUCACUUGUUCCAUCCCGAAUGCAUUCUGCCCUGGCUUAAUUCCAACCACAGGUCAUGUCCUCUCUGUCGCUUCCAGCUACCUACACCAUCAAAGAACGAUAGAACGGUGGUUCCUACGAGCGAGUCGUCCUCUCAUUUGUCAUCUCCAUCGCACAUGGCGGAAGUGCGAGAGCCUGAGCAGUUGGUGGACUGCAUUGGAAGCUUUAAUAAUGCUGGGAUGGAAACGGGAUUUACUCAUCAGGAUACUGCUGAUUGUGCUUUCCCUGAUGUUGGGGUUUUAUCCAGCUAUCUUCCUUCACACUUUUAGGUGAUUUAACAGUAUUAUUUGAGGUUUUCGUUGGUUUUCUCAUCUUAAAACGGUUUAAUGAAGUGUAAAUCAGCACCGAGUGAUCAUGGUACUGCGAAUAACGAUUGACGGUAUGAAGGACUUGCUGGGCUUUUGUAAUCAUCCAUCAGUCUAAUGAAUUGUAAAUCAGCAGCAGAUGAACGUACAACUGCAAAUAAUAUUUUACGGUUGUGCAUUCUCCCUCCCUCUCUCUAUCUCUAAGAAUAUUGUGUAAGCCAAUAUCUACUUUUGGGACUGGAUUUUGACUAAUAAAUAGAAAGGUCAGUUGCAACUCUGGCUUCUAAUUGCAA
Hevea brasiliensis (rubber tree) is the source of this 1159-nucleotide messenger RNA. Its product is annotated as putative RING-H2 finger protein ATL71. Gene Ontology annotation, molecular function: ubiquitin protein ligase activity. Gene Ontology annotation, cellular component: cytoplasm. The record is from RefSeq and is a predicted model, not a curated record. Gene Ontology annotation, biological process: protein ubiquitination. Bases 111 to 830 code for a protein of 239 amino acids. NCBI's taxonomy places the organism in Eukaryota, Viridiplantae, Streptophyta, Magnoliopsida, Malpighiales, Euphorbiaceae. The transcript is spliced from 2 exons.